Messenger RNA from Pyrus x bretschneideri (Chinese white pear), 975 nucleotides. RefSeq names its product pectinesterase inhibitor 7-like. The record is from RefSeq and is a predicted model, not a curated record. Gene Ontology annotation, molecular function: enzyme inhibitor activity. Lineage: Eukaryota; Viridiplantae; Streptophyta; Magnoliopsida; Rosales; Rosaceae. Bases 114 to 749 code for a protein of 211 amino acids. Gene Ontology annotation, biological process: negative regulation of catalytic activity. The transcript has a single exon.
AGGAGCCUACUCGUACUACUUAAACCUCCCAACCCACACUUCACAUGGAGCAGAAGAAGCAGUGUGUUCUGUUCUCACUUCUCGUUCAAUAAUACUCUUUACUCCCAAACACCAUGAACACCAAACGCAUGUCCACCCACUUCCUCCUCCCCCAACUCUUCCUCACCUUCCUCUUCUUCCUCCUCUUCCACCCAAUCCCCACCGUCGGAUCCCCAUCCAACGACACGGAAUUCAUCCGUACAAGCUGCGGCACUACUCUGUACCCUGACCUCUGCUACACCUCCCUUUCCCGCUUUGCCAGCGCCGUUCAAGACAACCCGGCUCAGCUCGCCAAGUUCGCCAUCGGCGUCAGCCUCGCCCAGGCACGCAGCAUGGCCGCCUACGUCUCGAACAUCUCCCGUCAAGCCGACUACGGUGCCGACUCGCGCGCCGCCUCCGCCCUCCACGACUGCUUCUCCAACUUCGGCGACGCUGUCGACGAGAUUCGUGGCUCCCUCAAGCAGAUGCGCCAGCUCAUUGCCACCGCAGUCUCCGGCGGUGGGUCGUCGUCGUUCCGGUUCCAGAUGAGCAACGUCCAGACGUGGAUGAGCGCCGCGCUUACCGACGAGGAGACCUGCACGGACGGGUUUGAUGACGUGGAGGAUGGCCCUCUCAAGACCGACGUGUCGAACCGGGUGGAGAAUGUGAAGAAGGUUACCAGCAAUGCCCUCGCUCUCGUUAAUAGGGUUGCUGAGAAGGGCGCGCCCUGAUAAAAAAACGAGCCUCCAUCUCUGGUUUUAGUAGUUUUGUUUAUUAGUGAUGAGUUAACUAAUGAAGAUUAGUAGAGGUUUAAACCACAUAUUACCCUCUGUCUGUAUGUAUUUACAUGCUUAACUGUGUCGCUCAGUGGGAACAACACAAACUUUAGUUAAUUUCUGUUACUUUUUGUAUAUUUGGACCCUGUCUUCUUCUGGGUUUGUUAAUGUUUUUGUAAUA